CAGCCGUGCGAGCGCCAAUUUCCAACACAAACCGCUAAGCGACCGAGCAGUGCUCGCUCGCUCGCUCCGGCUGGCGUUGCGCAAAUAUCGCCGUUGCUAAGCUGUCGUGUUUUUAACACCAUCAGCCAUUAUCGUAGUCAUCAUCAUCAUCGGUAGCAGCAGCAACAGCAACAACAGCACAACCAUUCGCAGCAACUUGCAGCAGCAGCAGCAGCACGUGGGGAAUCCGACCCGUCACUUCUGACCGCUGUCUCAACCACGGGGACAAGGGACAUGAGAUCUACCGUCAAGCGACCUCCGAGGUGCCGCACCUUCUCCUCCGCACGUCGGCCAAACAAACGAGCGCGUGGGGCCUCGGCGUGAGGAGCCGCGAACGAGGCGAGCACGAAGGCCACCCCCGACACCAGGAUGCCACUUCUGUCCGGCGUGAGCGAGAGCCGCCCACGCACGUCCAUCGGCUCUCUCCCGCCGUCUCCGCUCGACUUCCCGCUGAGCCCCUGCGCGUCCCACGCGGACAGCAGCCCGGCCAAGGGCCUCUACUACCGACUGCUCGCGCCGAGGAGACGCGCCGACCUGCUGGUGAACGUGGGAGGCCUGCGCUACGCGUUCGCGUGGACCGAUCUCGAGAGGUUCCCCCUGACCCGCCUGGGCAGGCUGCGAGCGUGCAGCAAUCGCGAGGACAUCCUGGCGCUGUGCGACGACUACGACGUAUCGCUCAACGAGUUCUUCUUCGACCGAAACCCCGGCGCCUUCAGGGCCAUCAUGACCUUCCUGCGCGCGGGCAAACUGCGGAUACUCGGCGGCGUGUGCGUGCUGUCGUUCCGGGAGGAGCUCAGUUACUGGGGCGUGGAGGAGAACAAUUUGGAGCUCUGCUGCCUGAGCCGCAUCCUGCAGAAGGACGGCGAGAUGCAGCAGCAGCAGCAGUACGACGACCAAGACGGCAUCGGCGGUGACGCUGACGAGGCCGCCGCCGCCGCCGCUGCCGGCGCCGAGAUGAACGGCGACGGCGUCCGUGAUGUCGGUGACGACGACGUCUUCGGGGCGGAUGACGCCGAGGGGAUGAAGCUGGGCCGGCCCACGCGCUGCGUGCGCGCGAUGGGCCACCUACGGGACAUGGUGGAGAACCCGAGCUCGGGACCUGCGGGGAAGGCGUUCGCCUGCAUCUCCGUGGCCUUUGUGACCAUCACGGCCGUGAGCCUGUGCGUGGGGACCAUGCCCGAGCUCAGGGAGGAGAAGGGCGAGUGCUCUCAGAAGUGCCGCGACAUCUUCGUCGUGGAGAGCGUGUGCGUGGCGUGGUUCUCGCUGGAGUUCGCGCUGCGCUUCGUGCAGGCGCGGAGCAAGUGCCGCUUCAUGCGCACCCCGCUCAACGUCAUCGACAUGAUCGCCAUCCUGCCCUACUACGUCACGUUGCUCGUCGACUCUCUCUCGGACCCCAAGGACAAAGCGGCGGGCGGCAGCAGCUACCUGGAGAAGGUCGGCCUCGUGCUCAGGGUGCUGCGCGCGCUGCGCAUCCUCUACGUGAUGCGCCUGGCGCGACACUCGCUCGGCCUCCAGUCUCUGGGCCUCACCGUCCGCCGCUGCACCCGCGAGUUCGGCCUCCUCGUGCUCUUCCUGUGCGUGGCCAUGGCCCUCUUCGCGCCGCUCGAGCACCUCGUCGAGAGCGAGAUGGGCAACAGGGAGAGCUUCUCGAGCGUGCCAGCAACCUACUGGUGGGCCAUCAUCUCCAUGACCACGGUGGGCUACGGGGACGUGGUGCCGCACAGCGUGCCCGGGCAGGUGGUGGCUCUGAGCAGCAUCCUCAGCGGAAUUCUGCUCAUGGCCUUUCCCGUCACCUCCAUCUUCCACACCUUCUCGCGCUCCUACGUCGAGCUCAAGGAGCAGCAGCAGCAGGCGACGAGGAGGGGCGGACGCAGGUUUCACGUGAAGGCGCGCGGCAGCGACAGCUCGUGAUAAACCAUGGGGGUGGGACUAUUGACGACGAUUUUGACGACAUCCCUGAAUGGCAGAACACCGAUUACGCGUUUGCGUCCGGAAGAGUGAGGUCCCCGCGUGGCUGAGGGAGAAGCGGAGGGAGAAGCGGAGGGCUGCUCAGAGGCACGGCCGGCGGCCAAGACGAAGAAGUGGAAGGGUCGCGUGAGCCGACUGAACCAAGGUGGUCCCGUGAGUUUGGGGAGGGAGGGAAAGAUGGCUGUAGACGCAUGGUCAAGGUGCGAUAACGGGGCCCUAGAUAAGUGAUGCCAUGACAGAGAUGGAGGAGGCAUGGAGAAACUGAAACCGUAUAUUUUGAUACUGGCAAGGGAGGUCCCAUGAUGUACAGUAGCUGCUCACGCCGAGCACUCAAUGCCCUGAUAGUGGCAUUGUCUUUGUGCUGUUCGCCUUUUGGCGUCCUCUGGUCUAACA
Petromyzon marinus (sea lamprey) is the source of this 2400-nucleotide messenger RNA. It is a transcript of the gene KCNG2, whose product is annotated as potassium voltage-gated channel modifier subfamily G member 2. The record is from RefSeq and is a predicted model, not a curated record. Lineage: Eukaryota; Metazoa; Chordata; Hyperoartia; Petromyzontiformes; Petromyzontidae. Gene Ontology annotation, cellular component: membrane; voltage-gated potassium channel complex. Gene Ontology annotation, molecular function: voltage-gated potassium channel activity; protein binding. Gene Ontology annotation, biological process: protein homooligomerization; action potential; potassium ion transmembrane transport.